AUGUUCAAACUGGAAUCUAGUAAUACUGAAUUAGCCCCGGCACCAAAUGGACUUGAUUAUCCACAAGAAAAAAAACUGAAUCUUGAUGCUGAACCUAUUCGAAAACUUCUUGACCCAUCGAACAAUGUUAGUUUACAACCAAUAAUGAGUAAUUCAUUAGGAAAUUAUGAGCCCAAAGAUUUACCAAAAAGAACUGGACCAGGAGAAGGAGGUGAACCUGUUGUACUUUCGCCGUCAGAAGAGAACGAUGCACAAAGAUCAAUUAGAGAAUAUGGUUUUAACAUGGUUGUUUCAGAUAAAAUAUCCAUGGAUAGACGUAUCAAAGAUACCCGACCAGACGAAUGUAAAAAUUGGAUUUAUCCAAAUUCACAAUAUUUACCAACAGCUUCAGUUAUUCUUGUCUUUUAUGACGAAGGAUGGGGUGUUCUUUUACGUACUGUGCAUAGUGUAAUCAAUACUUCACCGUCUGAACUAUUAAAAGAAGUUGUUCUUAUUGAUGAUGGUAGCACUGAUGCUUCUUUACAAGAGAAAUUGGAAGAAUAUAUUAAACGUUGGAAUGGUCUUGUGAAACUCUAUCGAACGGGCAAGCGUGUUGGUCUAAUUGAAGCACGUACAAUCGGUGCACAAAAAUCAAUGGGCGAUGUUAUUAUUGUUCUCGAUGCUCAUUGUGAAUGUGUUAUUAAUUGGCUUCCACCUUUGUUAACACGCAUUGCACUCAAUCGAAAAGCAGUAGCCGUUCCGAUUGUUGAUGGGCUAGAAUGGAAUACGUUAGAACAUAAAAACAUCUAUGGUUCGACUAAUUAUCGUGGUAUUUGGGAAUGGGGAUUUUUGUAUAAAGAAACUCAAAUACCAGAUCAAGAAGCGAAGAAAAGAAAAUAUCCAUCAGAACCUUACUGGUCACCAACACAUGCUGGUGGUUUGCUAGCUAUUGAUCGUCAAUGGUUUUUUGAAUUGGGUGCAUAUGACCCAGGGAUUAAAGUAUGGGGAGCUGAACAAUAUGAACUUUCAUUUAAAGUGUGGCAAUGUGGUGGUGUUGUCGAAUGGGUACCUUGCUCACAUGUUGCGCAUGCCUAUCGAGGUCCUCGAAGUCAUCCAUCGCAUGUACCUGGAACAAGUCCAUAUCAAACCUCAAUAAAUCAUUUACGUGUAGCUCAUGUAUGGAUGGAUGAAUAUGCUGAAUAUUAUUAUAGGCGUGAGCCAGCUAUUCGUAAAUUAAAAUUUGGUGAUAUAUCAGAAAGAAAGAAAAUUCGAGAAAAACUACAAUGUAAAUCAUUUAAAUGGUUUAUGGAAACUAUAGCAUAUGAUGUUUUGGAAAAAUAUCCACCACCAUCGAGCAAUGUUGGCUGGGGUGAAUGUAAAAAUGUUCAACAUUCCGUUUGUUUAAAUGAUCUUGGUGCUUCAUUUGGUCAACCAAUUGGUGUUUCUGGUUGCUAUGGACAGGCGUCUUGGCGUUUGAAUGAAGGAGGUGAAAUUGCGUCUGGUGAACAUUGUUUCAUAUCUGAUCAUGAUAUCGUAAAGAAAAAAUUUUGUUUGGAAUAUGAUGGCCGUUGGAAUCCGAUUGGCGAAUGGCAAUGGGAUAAUAAAACGCAACAAAUUCGAAGCAAUAAAGAACAUUUAUGUAUGGAAACAAAUGGUCGUAAUUUAAAAUUAGCAAAAUGUGAUGAAGACAACAAAUCACAAAAAUGGAUCUGGAGGGAAACUUACUACUGA
Molecule: messenger RNA, 1710 nt
Organism: Rotaria socialis
Lineage: Eukaryota; Metazoa; Rotifera; Eurotatoria; Philodinida; Philodinidae
Source: the annotation of a GenBank genome assembly